Messenger RNA from Xiphias gladius (swordfish), 2022 nucleotides. It is a transcript of the gene amdhd1, whose product is annotated as amidohydrolase domain containing 1. The record is from RefSeq and is a predicted model, not a curated record. The transcript has 9 exons. Gene Ontology annotation, molecular function: imidazolonepropionase activity. Lineage: Eukaryota; Metazoa; Chordata; Actinopteri; Istiophoriformes; Xiphiidae. Gene Ontology annotation, cellular component: cytoplasm. The coding region runs from base 30 to 1328 and encodes 432 amino acids.
GUAAGCCUCUCUGCUUUGGAUGAAUCAGAAUGUCCGGCAAUUACCGACUACUGGUGGAAAAUGCCAGACAGGUGGUUCUGGUCUGCGACGGGGGGGAGAAAUACCUGACGAAGCCAGGGAUGCAAAAUCUGUGUGUGAUUGAAAACGGGAGCAUUGUAAUAGGGAGCGACGGGCUGAUUAAGGCUGUGGGGCCGGCAGAAACCAUCAGAGCCCAGUAUUCAGAAGCAACGUUUGAUAAAGUGAUCGAUGCUACAGGAAUGUGUGUCCUGCCUGGUUUGGUUGAUGCCCACACCCACCCAGUCUGGGCUGGUGACAGGGUGCACGAAUUUGCAAUGAAGCUGGCGGGUGCCACCUACAUGGACGUGCACCGGGCCGGCGGAGGGAUCCACUUCACGGUGGAGCGCACCCGAGCUGCCGCAGCCCCGGACCUUCUGGCCUCCCUCAGCAGCAGGUUGGUUCGGAUGCAGCGAGCGGGCACCACCCUGGUGGAGUGUAAGAGCGGCUACGGCCUGGAGCUGCAGACCGAGCUCAAGAUGCUGGAGGUGAUCGAGGGGGCCAGACGCAGCCUGCCCAUCAACAUCUCCUCGACUUACUGCGGAGCCCACGCAGUGCCCAGAGGGAAGACUGUCGCAGAAGCCACAGAUGACAUCCUGCGGGUGCAGCUGCCACGGCUGAAAGAGCAGAUGUCUGCCGGGACCCUCAGGGUCGACAACAUCGACGUGUUCUGUGAGCGGGGAGUGUUUGACCUCAGCUCCACUCGCGCCAUCCUGCAGGCUGGCAAAGAAAUGGGCCUCAACAUCAACUUCCACGGGGAUGAGCUUCAUCCCAUGAACUCUGCGCAGCUGGGAGCGGAGCUUGGAGCCAUAGCCAUCAGCCACCUGGAGGAGGUCACCGACGAGGGGAUCAGUGCCAUGGCAAAGGCAAAAACCGCUGCAGUGCUUCUACCGACCACAGCCUACAUUCUCCGGCUGCCCCAGCCUCGGGCCAGAGACAUGUUGGAGGCCGGAGUAAUUGUUGCCCUCGGCAGCGACUUCAACCCCAACGCCUACUGCUGCUCCAUGCCGAUAGUCAUGCACCUGGCCUGUGUCAACAUGAGGAUGUCCAUGCCUGAGGCGCUGGCCGCGGCCACCAUCAACGCCGCCUACGCCCUCGGGCGCUCCCACACACACGGCUCCCUGGAGGUCGACAAACACGGAGACCUGGUGGUCCUCGCCGCCACACGGUGGGAGCAUCUGAUCUACCGGCUCGGCGGACACCAGGAGCUCGUCCGCUACGUCGUCAUCAAGGGCAGCGUCGUCUACGACAACGACACUAAUGCGGACCUGUAGCCCGACGAGGAGGCCGCUGCCCGCCGAUCCAGACGGACGAGAGGUGCGGUCACGGCAAGACCGACGGCGCAAAUGGGGCGUGUAUUCGGCUGAAUGCUCGCAGUUUCGUAAAAGCUGGGUACAGUCCUGGGAAACAGGACGGAAAUCUGGGGUGGACUGUGUUGACAACCUGUUUUUUGUUUUGUUUUGUUUAACUGUGUAAUUAAAGAGUAAAUAGGGGAGAACAGCCUCACAUACCUCAUACAAUCAUCCGUAUAUAUAAUAUACAGUUUGUAGUUUCACUCAUUAGAACAAACGUUAUCCUGGUGUGUGGGAGAAAAUACAAUAUAAUAAAGGGGCAUGUUUAAUCAUUAUGAUUUUAAUUAUAAGGCUGUAACAUACUGUGGCUGUUCUCUCUCUCUCUCCCUUUGUUCCUCCUUCAUUACACAAUAGGAACAAAAACUUGUAAACAAACUCCGGUUUUCUUUCUUUUUGUACCCUGGAGUAUUUACAAUCAUCAUUUAUAGUAUCAUUUUAUUUUUUUUCCUCUCCUCUAAAAUGACCAGUUGUCCCUGGUCAUUGUUGUAAUGGUCUUUGUUUUUUCCUCCACUGUACUCACAUUUGAACACCAGCAGAAACCGGUGAGUAUUUUAUUGUACUUGACCGGUACAACGAAGUUACACGGCCAGUGGCUGUACCUGGGAAAAAAAAGUUU